This is a messenger RNA of Zootoca vivipara (common lizard), 2160 nucleotides long. NCBI's taxonomy places the organism in Eukaryota, Metazoa, Chordata, Lepidosauria, Squamata, Lacertidae. The record is from RefSeq and is a predicted model, not a curated record.
AUGGUAGUUUUAGUGGCCUUGCUGCUGGCUCUGUUUCCUCACAUGGCACAGGAGGCCCACACCAUUAAAUGCAGGGUUCAGUAUCUACACCACCCACUUCACAAGUAUCAUCAGCCAGGAGAUUUCAUCAUUGGUGGCAUAGCAUCUCAUGGUGCCUUUAUUUUCAGUUCAGCAACUUUAACUGAAGAACCCCCACCUGCAUUGUCUGAAGAGCUUGUCGUGGUGCCUAAGGGUUACCAGCACAUCCUGGCCUUGGCAUUUGCAGUCAAGGAGAUCAAUGAAGACCCUCACAUCUUACCAAAUGUCACCUUGGGCUUCCACAUCUAUGACAGCUAUGCCCAUGCAAUUAAGACAUAUCAUGCCACAAUGCUACUUUUAUCUACACUGGAGAAAUUUCUCCCCAACUAUAUAUGUGAUACACAGAGUAAUCUGACAGCUGUCAUUGGGGGUCUCGACUCCCAGGUCUCCCUUCAUGUGGCAACUAUCUUGGAUAUUUAUAAGAUUCCACAGCGGGAUUGGAAUGCAGAACUAUUCAGUGGUGGCAUAUCAUUCAGAAUUCAUUCCAAUGAUCUACCAGGAUUUCAUCAAUACGUUGAGGGCAGAAACCCUUUCAAUGUAAAAGGUGACGAUUUCAUCUGGGAUUUCUGGCAACAUGCCUUUGGUUGUGUAUUCCCACAUGGUAUUCUGGAUGAUGGGAUGGGGGAUAUCUGCACAGGAAUGGAGAAUUUAGAGAACCUUCCUGCAUCUCUCUUUGAAAUGACUGUGCAAGGUCUAAGCUACAGCAUCUACAAUGCUGUCCAUUCUGUUGCCCAUGCAUUGCAUGCCAUGUUCUUACAAAGACUCAGAUACCCAGGAAUGGUGGAUGGAAGGAGAGGGAAGCUUCAGAAGCAGCAGUUUUGGCAGCUCCAUCAUUUUCUGAGAGGUGUCUCAUUUAACAACAGUGCUGGAGACACAGUGUCCUUCAAUCAGAACAAGGAGGUAAUAUCUAGUCUGGAUGUUAUCAACUGGGUGAUCUCCUCCAACCAGUCCUUUCAUAGGGUAAAAGUUGGAAGGAUGGAUCCCGAGGCUCCUCCAGACCAAGCCUUCAGCCUUCAUGAAGAUGCCAUAACAUGGCACAAAUGGUUUAAUCAGGUUCGGCCUCUUUCUCUCUGUACUGAGAAAUGUCACACAGGAUCAAGGAAGAAAGUGAAGGAAGGAGAACCAUUUUGCUGCUAUGAUUGCAUCCCAUGCCCAGAGGGAAAGAUUUCAAACCAGGAAGAUAUGAGUGACUGUGAUGAAUGCUCAGUCAAAGACUAUCCAAGCAAGAACCAAGAUGCAUGUAUUCCCAAGGAUAUAAGUUUCUUAUCUCAUGAAGAACCUUUGGGUAUCAGUUUAGUCUGCUUUUCGCUUUCAUUUUCUCUGAUCACAGCUCUGGUGCUGGGUACAUUUAUGAAACACAAUGACACUCCCAUAGUCAUUGCAAACAACAGGAACCUCACCUACACUCUCCUCAUUUCUCUACUGCUCUGCUUCCUUUGUGCACUGCUCUUCCUGGGCCAACCUGAGAAGGUGACCUGUCUCCUGCGACAAACCGCUUUUGGCAUCAUCUUCUCAGUGGCUGUUUCUUGUGUAUUGGCAAAAACCAUCACUGUGGUUCUGGCUUUCAUGGCCACCAAACCUGGAUCCAGGAUGAGGAGAUGGGUGGGGAAGGGAUUGGCCAACACCAUUGUCCUUUCCUGCUCCUUUGUCCAGGCUGGGAUCUGUACUGUGUGGCUGGCAACCUUUCCCCCAUUUCCUGAUACAGACAGUUUCUCAGUGGCUAAAGAAAUUAUACUAGAAUGCAAUGAGGGGUCUGUGAUGAUGUUUUACGUUGUUCUGAGCUAUAUGGGCUUCCUGGCAAUUAUUAGUUUCAUUGUCGCUUUCCUUGCCAGGAAAUUACCUGACAGCUUCAAUGAAGCCAAGUUCAUCAGUUUCAGCAUGCUGGUCUUUUGCAGUGUUUGGCUCUCCUUUAUUCCCUCCUACCUGAGCACCAAGGGAAAAUACAUGGUUGCUGUGGAGAUCUUCUCCAUCUUAGCCUCUGGUGCUGGACUGCUGGGUUGCAUCUUCUCCCCAAAAUGUUAUAUUAUUGUGUUCAGGCCUCAGCUGAACAACAGGGAGCAGCUAAUAAGGAAGAAAAACUAA